GAUUCGAACAUGGAUGACACAGGCCACGUAAUGACACAGGAAUGGAAAUUGGGAACUCCGAGGAUUGUUCUAGUUGUGAUGUCCAAUGCGGCACCUCUUACUCAGUGGACAAAUACACGGCAAAUCAAAAGUUUCCAGAAAGGAUUAAUUAGUGCAACCAACACCACGGAAAUGUGGAUUUUGACCAACGGCAUCAACAUAGGCGUUAGUAAAAUAAUUGGUGAUGCUGUACAAGAAGAAAUGCAACGACGAAAUUCCAAGAGACACUUUCAGAAACACCACUUAGCAAGUUCAGAUCCUAAUUCCAGGAUUGUGUUAGUGGGAGUGGCCAGAGAUGACCUACUCAAUCACGGCGACGCUUUCGAUGGAAAAACACAGCGAAUCGAAAUCGAGAAUGAAGGCAACAAGAUCGAAGAGCAGAAAUUCGAUUUGAAUCCUGACCACUCUCACUUCUUGAUCGUGAAAGAUGGAACCAUCAGCAAGACAGGCAUUAAUUACUUUUUGCUGAGACUGCAGCAGUAUUUGGCUACAACUCUUGAGCACCCACGGAAGUCAGCAACGACUUAUC
This is a messenger RNA of Stegodyphus dumicola, 568 nucleotides long. Its product is annotated as transient receptor potential cation channel subfamily M member 5-like. The record is from RefSeq and is a predicted model, not a curated record. NCBI's taxonomy places the organism in Eukaryota, Metazoa, Arthropoda, Arachnida, Araneae, Eresidae.